AUAUAUUUAUACAGGAACAUUUUCUGUUAAAGAUAAUAUUAGUCUUAUUGCCAUUUUUAUUGCUGCUAACAAGAUUGAAUUAUUUGAAAUUAGUCAACUAGUUAAAAAUGUUUGCUUGAAUUUGAAUUGGCUUAAAAAUUUCUAA
Molecule: messenger RNA, 145 nt
Organism: Dentiscutata erythropus
Lineage: Eukaryota; Fungi; Glomeromycota; Glomeromycetes; Diversisporales; Gigasporaceae
Source: the annotation of a GenBank genome assembly